Messenger RNA from Nymphaea colorata (pocket water lily), 890 nucleotides. Its product is annotated as histone H1-like. Gene Ontology annotation, cellular component: nucleus; nucleosome. Bases 104 to 724 code for a protein of 206 amino acids. Gene Ontology annotation, biological process: chromosome condensation; negative regulation of DNA recombination; nucleosome assembly. The transcript has 2 exons. Lineage: Eukaryota; Viridiplantae; Streptophyta; Magnoliopsida; Nymphaeales; Nymphaeaceae. Gene Ontology annotation, molecular function: structural constituent of chromatin; nucleosomal DNA binding; double-stranded DNA binding. The record is from RefSeq and is a predicted model, not a curated record.
GUCUUCCUGAUGCUCGGUGUCAGCGAAUCGGAAUUUCGGAGUUCGUUGUUCUCUCCGAGUCGUGUUCGUGUCGCUUUUCGGGUUUUUGCUUUCUCCGUUGCAAAUGUCUGAGGUCGAAGCUCCGGCGGUUGAGCCCGAGGCCCCGGCGGCCGAGGCUGCGGCUCCUGAGCCUGCUCCUGCUCCUGCUCCGGUGGCGGAACCGGUGGCUGAUAAGCCCGUGAAGGAAAAGAAGGCCAGGGCGCCGAGGGAGAAGAAGCCCAGGGAGCCUAAGUCGGCUCCGUCUCAUCCUCCUUACUUCCAGAUGAUCAAGGAAGCCAUCACCGCUCUGCACGAGAAAAGUGGCUCGAGCGCCCACGCGAUCGCCAAGUACAUGGAGUCGAAGCACAAGGCAGUACUUCCAGAGAACUACAAAAAGAAGCUCGCCCUGCAACUCAAGAACGCAGCGGCCAAGGGCAAGCUCGUGAAGGUCAAGGCCUCCUUCAAGCUGGCCGAGGCUCCCAAGAAGAAGCCAGCCACCGCCCCGGCCAAGAGACUUACGAAGCCAGUCGCCGCCGCUAAGCCCAAGAAGACGACGACCAAGAAGCAGGCUCCCGCGGCGUCGGCUAAGCCGGCUAAGAAACCCCCCGCGAAGAAGGCACCUAAGAAGAAGGCCGCCGCUCCGAAGCCCAAGUCCAUCAAGACCGCCAAGUCUCCGGCCCCAAAGAAGGCCAAAAAAGCCGCCUGAUCGCCAUAGAAAAUUAUAGAUCUUGCAUGAGUUGGAUAAAUUUCGACGACAUCCAGAAGUUGUAACCCGGUCUUUUUGGUCUCUUGUUCUUCGACCUUGUAAAUUCUCAGGUCCUUUUUUUCUCUCUUCUGUGAAAAUUGAAUGAGCGGUCUGAUCUUUGAUGUUA